Molecule: messenger RNA, 4263 nt
Organism: Linum trigynum
Lineage: Eukaryota; Viridiplantae; Streptophyta; Magnoliopsida; Malpighiales; Linaceae
Source: the annotation of a GenBank genome assembly
GAACCCAGCCCGAACCCGCCCGAUUGACACCUAUGCUCGCAAGUAAGGCAAGUUAAUACACCUUAACGCGUUAUAUUACUCCUUCCAUUCUUACAGAAUACAAGAAGCAAAGGGCGCGAAUGUUGGGUCUAGUAUUAACCCGCCUAAUACUGGCCCAAGCCCGCCACAAAGCGUCACACCUUGGGCCCAAGCCCAUUCUAGGGUCCAGUACACCGGGAGGCGUCCAUUACCCGAAGGCGUCUAUCGACGGGAGGCGUCCAGUCUACCGGGGGCGUCCAUUACAACGGAAGGCGUCCACUGGAUGCCUCCGACUCCUAUAUAAGGAGGCUAGACCCUCCAAGCAAAGGGACCUCUCUCCCUUCCCACACUUACCACUUAUGGUUCUCUCUCUAAACCCUUUCUCUCUCUACAUUCAUCUAUCAUUAUCUUAUAUCCUAUUCUAACUUGGGCGUCAGAGUGUAGAUCCCGGGGGGCCGCCCCUGACUCUCCACAGGAUUCUUCCACUCACGAGGAGAUUCCUCAGGAGUCCGGAUCAAGGUUUCACACAAAUCCCCCGGUACUAAUCCGGGUCAAACACUACCUAUUGAACCAUUUCACUUACUAAAUCAUUAUGGUAUGAACCGGGUAUGAAAACCUUAAUUAAAACACAUUACUCGUUAUUACGAUAGCGUUUCUCCAUUAACAAGUCGUUGCUUUUUUUUCCCCCUAGCUAGCUAGUUCCGUUAGUCAGUCUUCAUCUCUAGGACGAACCCAGCACGCCACAGUUCCCCUAACCCCACGUUGCAACUUUGCUUGCUGCUGCUGGGCUGCCUCAUCCUCGCCCUCGCCCUCGCCCAGCUCACCAAUAUUGCAGAAACGAAUCCCUUCCCUUCCCACUAUGCCCGCUCUCUUUUUCGAAUUUAGCUUCUACUUACUGUCACCAUUAAUCAAUCCCCUCCCUUCACCGCCCUUCAUCAUUCAUUUCAUUCCCCCACCACCACCAAUCUCAAUUAUCACCUUCCCUGAUAUACAGUCGCAAAAUCAAGAAAGACAAAACCAUAUAUCCCUAGAAAAAUACGCUCCCCAAUUCCCCCCUUUCUCUCUGUGUCUCUUCCCUAUUGCUUGUUGUAUACCGCCGGCGGACGCAGCCUCCCCUCGCUUUCCUCUCUCAAUUCAGCCCAAUUGAGAGUCACCGGAGCAAGCUCUCACGUGGGUUUCUCUCAAACUUCGCUUUGCCGUCUCCUCGGGGGAGAAAAAGAAAUGGACCGGCAAUCCUCCGUUGACUCGUACAGCAGCGGCGGCGGAAGCUAUCAUAACCACCACCACAGCAGAGAUCAGUACCUGAAGAAUCUCAACAAGCAAUCGCAGAAGAUCUCCAAACCCAGUAUCCCGUCUAACCCUAGAAAGGUCUCUCCUUCCCCCUUUGACCACCACCACCACCACCAGCAAUCCAAUCCCCCUAAUCCUAAUCCUAAUCCUCCGCCGACACAGAACCAGCCCCAUGUCUACAACAUCAACAAGAACGAUUUCCGCGACGUCGUUCAGCGCCUCACCGGAUCCCCUGCCCACCACGACCGCUUUUCUCCCCCCAAUCCUCCCCCUCCCGCAUCCAAGCCGCCGUCACAGGUCUCUCGAUUGCAGCGGAUCCGCCCUCCUCCGCUUGCCGGCCUUGCCCCCAGCCGCCCGCCGAUUCAGCACCACCGCCCCAUGGCCCCGCAGCAGCAGCAGCACUACUUGCCUCCUCCGGGACCGCCGCCACCCAACAGCUUCUUCCCGCGCCCUCCGCCGGGUCCUUUAUCUCCGGUACCCCAAUUCCCAGGCCCUCCAGUGGCGGAGUCCCCCGUUUCAGCUUACAUGAGAUAUCUCCAGGACUCGAUGGAUCCCAACAAACAGCACUUUACCGGCUUCUCCCCUCUCGCACCUUUGGUUUCCCCUCGAUGGAACAAUCUGCAACAACAAGAUCAACUGCAUUUUGGACCACCGCCACCACCCCAGCAGCAGCACCACCACCAGGGGCUACUUCCGUCGCCGCCAAAUGCGGCUGCUGCUGGUGGGGCAGCGAUGAUGGCUCCGCCGCAGCCAUCCCCUUUCCAGCAGUUCCCGCAGUCUCCUCUGUCGUUUGGGUUCUUAAAUUCUCCGCGCUCUCCUUAUCCUCUCUUUUCUCCUGGCACGUUUCUUUCUCCUUCGGCUUUCCCUCUUUCCCCGACCAUGCCAGUGCAUAGCCCAAGAUGGUUGCUUUCCCCCAACCCUUUCCCUCUCUCCCCCACCAUGCCCUUUCCAAGUCCUAGAUGGAGAGGAAUGUGACCUUGUUACUAUCCAGGUAAUUCUGAAUUCUCAUCAAUCUUCUUUUAUCAGACUUACUAGAGAAUUAGGGUUUCAUGUAUAUGUAUAUAUAUGAAUGGAGAUUCAUUUGAUUGCCAGUGGUUCAUUCUGGACCAAAAGUGUCUGGCUCUGGCCAUGUAAUAGAGAGAAAAUUUUUCCUUGGUUGUAAAAAUUGAUAGUCAAAUGACAAUUUCCAAAUAGGUAAAGAUGCCUUAGACUUGGCCUUUCGUGUUCCUUUGUGUUGUUACGUAUUUCUUGUGCUUGUAUUUGCUACUUCGUAUAGACAAUUCCGUUAAGAGUAAUUGAAAUAACAGGUGGAUUGCUUCAUUCAUUUCUGGUAUUGGAGAUUCAUUUCAAGCCUUUCUCUGGCUAUUGGGUUGUUUUUUCUUUGCUAAAGAGGCUUUGUUUGCUGAUAAUGCUAGAUGUGAAUCUUCCUGUACCAAGUUCAUGUAAGUGCUAAUGAAAUUGAAAGGCCCUUCUCUUGUUUUCCCAGUUGAGUAAUGCAUAGGUUUUCUAGUAUGUAGGUUCCUUUAGUUUUCAUCUCUGCUGCCAGUUUUAUUGCUAUUUGUGCUGAGGUUGUUAUUGGUAGGGUUGGGAAAAUAGACUAGACCGUUACAAAAACCGUGGUCCAAACCGUACCACACAGUUUGGUCCGGACCGUAGAUCGUUAAGUAUGGUCUGGUCUGGUCCAUGGUCUGUAUUAUUUUAUGUUUUGAUCUCUUGGUCUGGUCUGGUCUAGACCGCGGUUUACCGGACCAAACAGUGGACCCAACCGACAUGUCAAUAAGAGUUAACAUCCGAUUCGACCACUCUCCCAACUCCCACAACGACACCCAAGUCUCAACCUUAAUUUGUGAAUCGUCCCUCCUUCAUUCACAACCACAUUUAACCAGAGAGUAGAGCUAAUCGUGUCUCCAUAUGACAUUAUGUUAAUGUUUAUGACGUUAUGGUGCAAGUUGGGAUGCUUUUACUUUGUAUCUUUGUUAUGACCUAAGAUUUAGGGUAUCAAAAUUAUUCAUGCAUGUUAGGAUUAAUGUUUUAAUUUUCUGCAAAGAUUUGGUAAUCUUGCACUACUUUACUUAAAGUGUUAAGCUCUUUGGACUGCUGUAUUUUGAGCUUUACUAAUUGCUUUAUAAUGGAUUGAGAAGAAGUUUCUGCUGUUCGUAUUUCUGCCAUGUGAUCGUUCUCCUUUGGUUGAUUGUCGACAUAAAUCCAUAUUCUCGGUGAAUAUCGUGAUAUGCUGGGGAAAAUUAUGAGUAUUUUUAUUCUAGUUUCCAAGUGCUUUGCUUAUGCCCUUCUUGCACAUUCAUGCAAGCUUGUACGUAUUCUUUUUCGCCAAAGCCCAAUAAGGAACCCGAAUAAAAGAAGGUUCAUAUUCUUCUUAGAAAUAUUCAUCUUAGAAACUCACAAGCUGGGUUGGAGAGUAGAGGCAUUUGUUUAUUACCUAGAUAGAGUGUACAGUGAGAGACUAUUGGAGUAAUUUUCCAGGGAUUUCUGAGAAGAGAGGAAGAUAAGAAACUUAAGUCCGGUUGAGGGAUGUAAGUGGUGAUGGAGAUGCCUGUGAGAGUUACCAAACUGCCAUUUUCACCAAGUAACAAGUUUGGCCAUUUGUUCACCUUACAACAGACUUUUUCUUAACAAGUUUUGGAGGUAGGAUUGAACGGUCGUUUCUUUCUUUCUUCUUUUUACAGAAUUGAACUGUAAUUAGGAUAUGUGUGGUAACCAAUGCAGUUAAAAGCGUGAUUCUACCUAGAAGCGGAAAAGGGAUAAAAUCGUAAAGCGUAGUAUCAAAGCGUAAAAACGUAAUUUUUUACGCAUGCUGAAAAAUAACUAAAAAUUUAUUAAGUAGGACAUAUGCUAUGCAAAAUAUGAAUGCAUAGAAUUUAGAUAAGUUAAUAAAUACAUGCGAUUCGUGCCUAAGUAGAACAACUUAUAGCAUCUUAAUAAUAAGUUUGUAAACAU